ACGGGUUUGUCUUCAUAUGCGUUCGUUAUCGUCGUGCUUGGCAGCCUGCCCUGGCGGCGUCCGAGCUGGAUUCGCCCGUGGGCCCUGGAACAUUUCUUCUCCACAAAAUUCGUGUCCCCUUCGUCAAGCCCCUUCGGUGAUGAUCGCCUAAUGUUAUAGCGUAUGCAACGUUCUCGAACAUCGACGCGGCCUCUUCGGAUAUCCAUACACGGCUGCGACAAAACCAACCGUCGUUCAUGGCCAUCCUGGCUGCUCUGUAUCGAUCUCGCACUCUGUCUGGCUUAAGAUGAGCUUCCCUGGUCGUAUCCUCUCGUCCAACAACAUCUUCAAGCCCGCGCUGCACUACCUCUCUCAGAGCAUACCGUCCAAGACGCCGUCCACGCCUCGCAUCACGCACAGCGAUCCCGACGACAUAGACUCGUCGCCUUUCGAGAACCCACUGCGGCAAUGGCACUCGCGUGAAUCGUCGGGCGAGCUGGAUCCUCGCAGCGCGGGCGGCAUACCUCUCAUUAACUAUUCGCGCACGCCCUCCCCGACGCCGUAUCGAGGCAACAGGUUUCGCAGCGCCACGCAAAGCUCGGACGAGGGCCUGGCCGAGGACAUACGUACGGGUCUGCGACCGCUGACGGGCAAUGGCUUCGAGAGCGACGAGCGCAGAGGCUGGUGGAGGAACAUGACGAAGAGCGAAAACCUAGGCGGCUUUCUCUUCGGUACAUGGCUGGGUUGGCAGGUCUACGUGGCGCUGCUGGUCGUCUGGAGCUUCGCCGCGGGCUUCAACCUGAUCCUCAUGAACAGGUUCAUUCUAUGGACGGGCGUAUACAAGUUCCCAUAUCCGCUUGCACAUACGUGGAUACAGUUGGCGUUCACGCACGGCUUCUUGGUUCUCGCGGCAUGUCUCACGAGACUGCUGGCUCAUCCGCUUCGACGACUCGGACUGAGCUCGUGGAUCGCACCGGCGUAUCCUUCGAGCACGGCCACCCAUCUCUCCGCGCGGAAAGGCCUUCAAAAGUUCAACCCCCUCUACAUAUUGUUCAGCAAAUCGGGAGGCAUCGCUGGAGGAGGCUUCCUGGAGUUCGAUAGAUCCGUCGCCCUGGACGUGGCUCCAUUGGCCGUGGUGUACGUCGGCAAGGUCGUCCUGAGCAACAUUUCCUACGCAUAUGCUCAACUCCCCCUAUACACGCUGUCCCGCAUUCCCACCGUGCCCGUCACGCUUCUCCUCACAGCCUGCUUUGGGCGCACCAGCCAUUCCGUCUCGACGUUGAGUAGCGCGUUGGUCAUAACCAUCAACCUGCUCAUUGCGAGCGUCCGCAAAAGCGAGCGCGUCAUAUGGGAGUCGAUCGUUGCUGGCGUUUUCUCUUCCCUCUUCAUUGCGCUUUACCCCAUCCUUUUGAUUCGAACUCACAAGAAGCUCAUCGCACGACAAGUGUCGACGGGCGACAUCUUCACGACCCAGCCCGAAUCGGCUUUCGUGUCAGGACACCAUACGAGAGAGGAAACGAAAGCGUAUUGGACGCUGCUCCAUUACACGUCGAUGCUCUCCAUCCUCCUCCUGUCACCGCUCCUGCUGAUAAGCGGCGAGCUCCCCAACAUCCUGCACAACUGCUACUUUCUCGACGUACCCUGGUUCUGGUUCCUGUCUUCGAUGGGCGGCCUGGCGUCCUUUGCGGUGUUCAGCACAACACUAGCUUUCGUCCGGGCUACGAGCCCAUUGACGACAGAGGUGGUCAAAUUGCCGCGGCAAGCGGCGCAGAUGAUGAUUCUGGAGCACUUCAAGCUGCCUGUUCAUGUUUGGGUUGGCAUCAGUUUUGUCUAUGCGGGAAGCUUUUGGUACGCGUGGGUCAAAAGGGACGAAGGCAGACGCUGGGAGAUGCGACGAAUUGGAACUGCGCGGAGAUAGAGGCAUCCUGCGUGAUGUGGAUUUCAAAUACAACAACAAGGCAUGAAAGAAGGCAGACUGUAGCUUCUAGUCUUCUCUAUCCAGACCUGUUUCCGUCUUGGGAACCGUCUUUCACGCGCAAAGAAAGGAAGAUGUAGUGCCAGCGUGGGUAGACCGCUUUGAUGAUGAAUACAAGCAUUUGUGCUUGGCCUCCUCAGCGACCAUUCGAACUGAAUUGGCCUAACAUCUCGUUCUAUUCCAGCAGAUUUAUAUUGCGCGGGGCCACCAAAGAUUCCGCCUUGG
Molecule: messenger RNA, 2179 nt
Organism: Verruconis gallopava
Lineage: Eukaryota; Fungi; Ascomycota; Dothideomycetes; Venturiales; Sympoventuriaceae
Exons: 3
Coding region: 287-1897 (536 amino acids)
Biological process (GO): protein O-linked glycosylation via fucose; GDP-fucose import into Golgi lumen
Cellular component (GO): Golgi apparatus
Molecular function (GO): antiporter activity
Source: RefSeq, a predicted model, not a curated record